AAGACAUCGUUCCCAGAGUCCCUUGCUUCAUCACAUAAAGUCAUCAUGGGAAAGUCAAGUAAAGACAAGCGCGAUGUGUAUUAUCGUCUGGCCAAAGAGCAGGGCUGGAGAGCUCGUAGUGCUUUCAAAUUGAUGCAAAUCGAUGAGGAAUUCAACCUUCUGGAAGGCGUAACCAAAGCAGUAGAUCUCUGUGCUGCCCCUGGAAGUUGGUCUCAAGUUCUCAGCAAGAAACUUGUGGAGAAUCAAAAAGAGGGAGAUGAAGCAAAAAUCGUGGCUGUGGAUCUGCAGGCAAUGGCGCCUUUGCCAGGAGUGAUUCAGUUGCAGGGCGAUAUCACAAAGCAAUCGACUGCGGAUCAAAUUGUUUCAUUCUUCGACGGCGAGAAGGCCGAUAUUGUCAUUUGCGAUGGUGCACCAGAUGUGACCGGACUUCACGACAUGGAUGAAUACAUUCAAGCGCAACUGUUGUUGGCAGCACUCAAUAUCACAACGCACGUUCUUCGACCUGGUGGAUCCUUUGUGGCUAAGAUCUUCAGAGGCAAGGACAUCACAUUGCUGUACACGCAACUCAAGGUCUUUUUCCCAAAGGUCACCUGCAGUAAACCUCGCAGCUCAAGGAACUCCAGUAUCGAGGCGUUCAUCGUAUGUCAGGACUAUACCCCACCAAAAGAUUAUGUGCCGAACAUGGGCGACCCUUUACUGGAUCUUGCCCCAACUGAUGCCCAGGGCCGCUCCAAUAGGACAAUUGUGCCCUUCAUUGCCUGCGGGGACCUCAGUGGUUUCGACUCGGAUAUGACUUAUGCACUGCCCGACACAGGAAGUGAGGACUAUAAAGUGCUGGCACCGGUGCAGAUGCCCAUCACAGCUCCUUAUCUUAGUGCUAUGGAGAAGAAGCGCAAAGGAUUCUUCAACGAACAAAUGUCAAAAAAGUAAAAUAGGCACAUCAAUGUCAACUUCUGAUCAUUCACAUGCAGACACUGAAAUAAUACAUUGUCCAUUCACGGGUUUCAGAUAGAAGGAAGAUAAUG
Molecule: messenger RNA, 1025 nt
Organism: Gamsiella multidivaricata
Lineage: Eukaryota; Fungi; Mortierellomycota; Mortierellomycetes; Mortierellales; Mortierellaceae
Product: FtsJ-like methyltransferase-domain-containing protein
Exons: 9
Coding region: 46-930 (294 amino acids)
Biological process (GO): tRNA methylation; cytoplasmic translation
Cellular component (GO): cytoplasm
Molecular function (GO): tRNA methyltransferase activity
Source: RefSeq, a predicted model, not a curated record